AAAAAGUUCUCCAGCAAAGUUCUUCCCAGAUUAGCAAAUGGAUCCACCUGCAGCAUCAAGUGCACCACUGCUCGGCCCUCAUCCGCCAGGACCAGCUCCUCCCCCGGGACCAGAUGGAGGAUGCUGCAGUUGCCUCCUGUGGCUUCUGAGCUGCUUUGGCUUAUGCGGAAGCUGCUGCCCUGACCCUGGGCCUCCUCCUCCUUAGAGCUGCACUGCACUGCACUUGCCAAAGAAAGGAUGUGUCUUUGUUAGAAUGAUUGAAAUUUGCAGCAUCCUUUGAAACUAUGGUUCCUUUAUCUAAAGCAUUCGUGUGCCUGUUGUGUAGCUAGCAACUGAGGUGAACAGUUGCAUAAUGUUGUGUGGAGUUUAAUGUACUGCCAGUUUCAUUUCUCAAAUUCUUGUGUUUAAAAAAGUGAAACUAUUUCA
This is a messenger RNA of Rubroshorea leprosula, 426 nucleotides long. The record is from the annotation of a GenBank genome assembly. NCBI's taxonomy places the organism in Eukaryota, Viridiplantae, Streptophyta, Magnoliopsida, Malvales, Dipterocarpaceae.